Messenger RNA from Annulohypoxylon maeteangense, 867 nucleotides. RefSeq lists its product as uncharacterized. The coding region runs from base 386 to 637 and encodes 83 amino acids. NCBI's taxonomy places the organism in Eukaryota, Fungi, Ascomycota, Sordariomycetes, Xylariales, Hypoxylaceae. The transcript has a single exon. The record is from RefSeq and is a predicted model, not a curated record.
CACACCUGAAAGCACUCUGCAUGACGGACGCCGCGCGCAAGAGCCUCUACGCUUUCCAGCAGCAGUAUGCGCGUAACCAGGGCAAGGAGUCCCUCCUCCCGCCCGGCGGCACCAUGGUCGAUGAGCCGCGCAGCAAGGGCUUGCGUUGGGUUGGUCGUAUCUUUAGUGGGAAGGAUAAAGAUAAGAAGUUUUAGGUACGGACGGGUGCUUGGGGUCUAUGCUGCAUGACUCUAUUCUGAUGACGAUGACGAUUCGUGGCGUUUCUUUUUAUUUCGUUUCGUUUCGCUGGUUGAUACCCACACUCCCACUUUAACUUCCCUUUUCUUUUUCGAUCUAAGGUGGCUGCGGCUAAGCUCUAUUAUUGGUUGAUAUCGAUACGGUAGUGAUGUCGACGAUGAUAGCUCGCUUUGGAUCGGGGGUUUGGGAUCGGGAUUGGGUUUUCGAUACCGGGCAUUUUUGCCUACCUUUUUCUCUUUUUCUCUUCGCUUCGCUGUAUUUGGGCUUGGGUCUACCUUUCGACCAUUUAUUUUCCUUUACUCAAAUUUCAUCCCUUUCGUCUUUCUUGACCUGUCUUCUCUUCAAUACCAUCGCAAAUUCGAUUGAACAGAAGCUCGGCUUUCAGGAAAGGAAAGGAUAGGAUAGGAUAGGGAGAGAGGGGGCGGAUAGAUGUGAUAUCAUAUGGCAACAUACGGUACACAUUUCUGCCGUCCUGCUCGGGGUGGACGGAACUUUCGCAUGGGCAAAUCUGGAAGUAAUCAGUCGAGGGGUUUACGAAUUCAUGAGCUAUGAGCUGGCAAAUCAAAAAAUGGAGUGUACACUAAUAUUCCCGGAGUUGAGGUCAUCGGAGGAUAGCAGCAGAAGCAGCAC